Ceraceosorus bombacis is the source of this 575-nucleotide messenger RNA. The record is from the annotation of a GenBank genome assembly. NCBI's taxonomy places the organism in Eukaryota, Fungi, Basidiomycota, Exobasidiomycetes, Ceraceosorales, Ceraceosoraceae.
AUGCCAGCCUCGUACCGUCGCAUCGACACUACAGACCCUCGUCGGUUCGAUCGAGUAGUGCCAUUCACCUUGCCAGGCAAAUGGGCAGACGACUCUCCAGAUCUGUAUGAGAUGCUACUCAGCAGCUCCACUGUGGCCUCCGGAGCUGCAAUGCUAACCAGACAGAUCCCGGUCGCGUUCGUUGGAGUGGUGCUCAGUGCUGCGCAUGUUGCGCAUUACAAGCCCCUACAAAAGAGAAGAGAGGGCUCGCAGCAAGCUGGACCCUACAUGGGACUCGGGUGAGUUGGGCGUCCCGAGGAGAGGAGCGCUGAAAAUGCCAUCCCUUGGCGCACACCAGCGUAUCUUGCUGCUAUUCCGCUCGCAGGACACGCGUGCUCACACUACCUCAUUUCAAACUUCAGUUUUGCUCUCAUCGCCCUGAUAGUGCUCAUUUUUCAAAAGGUGAGCCGAGAGCUUUCUCUGUACCAAAGCAUAGCGCAUUCGCUCAUUCGAGGGCUGCCUCUUUCUGAAAGAUGAUCGGCGCGCCUGGCUUCGGUCAACAAUUUCUGGCACAGCAAAAGCUGAAGGCUACCUAA